UCUGUGUCUGCAGAUACAGAACAAAAAGGGAAAUACAACAUCCCCAACCUGGAUGUGAAAACUCCUCAGCUGAUCCAAGACACCAACCAAACACUUCAGCUCAGCUGUAGGGGUCGCUGGGAGCUGACCUGGGCGUUCCCAUCAGGUGUGAGCAGAGACCAGGUGAGAGUGGAGGCUUCUCGCUGUGGGAGGACAGGUCAGCAUCACUGCAGCCUCCUGACGCUCAGCCGCAGCCGGCCUCAGGACACGGGCCUGUUCCGCUGCAGAUAUCGGCAACGACCUCAAAAACAGGCCUCCGUUUAUGUAUAUGUCACAGACAGCCAGCAGCCAUUUGUGGAGCAGCCGGGUUUGAGCCCAGAUGUGUUGUACCUGAUGGAGAAGCAGCCGCUGGUCGUCCCCUGUCGGGUCACACACCCCAAUGUCACCACCACACUGGUCAAGUUUCCCAACCAGAGUCUGAGACCUGACCAGAGGAACAUCAUCUGGAACAGCAAGCAGGGCUUCACCAUCCGAAGUCCCACCCUCUACUACACCGGCCUCUUCUUCUGCCAGACCGUCAUCGAUGGCGUCACAUACAAGUCACAUAAAUUCUUUGUGCACAGACCAGUGAGUAACAUCAUGGAAGUGUAUCUGAACAGCAGCGGACCUGUGCAGGCUCUGAGGGGAAGGAGCCUGGUGUUAAACUGCACAGCCACAGGGGAGUUGAACACCAGAGUCAACAUCACCUGGGACUUUCCCGGAAAGAGUAACAACGCCGGCUCCUUUACCAAGAGGCUCCUGAAACACAGAACACACAUGUUGUUCUACAGUAUCUUGACCAUUCCCAAACUCCAGCGGUCAGACCGAGGCCUCUACACAUGUCGAGUCACGAGCGGGGAAAAGACCAAACAACAAAAGGUCACUGUUACUGUCUAUGAUCGUCCGUUCAUCCGUCUGAAGCCCAGACAUGGAUCUGUGAUGGAGGCUCAAGCUGGACAGAAAUCUUACAGGAUCUCUCCCAAACUAAAAGCGUUUCCUGCCCCUGAAGUCAUCUGGCUGAAGGAUGACACGGUGGCGGCAGAGCAAUGCUCCCGAUACCACAUGGACGGGAAUUCCCUGGUGAUCCGGGACGUUGCAGAGGAGGAUGCUGGGAAGUAUACCAUCCUGGUACGAAUCCAGGAGCACGGCCUCUACCAGAAUCUCACGCUCACACUUGUUGUCAACGUGAGUCCUCAGAUAGGGGAGAAAGCGGUGUCGUUGCAGGACCCGGGGUCUGUGCCACGGGGGAGCAGACAAGCGCUGCACUGCACGUCCCACGGAGUCCCUCCUCCACACGUCCAGUGGCUCUGGCAUCCCUGUCCGUCCAAAGGCCUGUAA
Paralichthys olivaceus (Japanese flounder) is the source of this 1356-nucleotide messenger RNA. The record is from RefSeq and is a predicted model, not a curated record. NCBI's taxonomy places the organism in Eukaryota, Metazoa, Chordata, Actinopteri, Pleuronectiformes, Paralichthyidae.